This is a messenger RNA of Trichoplusia ni (cabbage looper), 985 nucleotides long. RefSeq lists its product as uncharacterized. Lineage: Eukaryota; Metazoa; Arthropoda; Insecta; Lepidoptera; Noctuidae. The transcript is spliced from 4 exons. Bases 123 to 956 code for a protein of 277 amino acids. The record is from RefSeq and is a predicted model, not a curated record.
CAGCUAAAACAACACAGAUUGUCUAAUGUCUAUGCUCUAAUAAUAAUCCAAGUGUCACCCAGACAGACACAAAACAAAUUUUAUAAAUAAUAAGGUCUAAAAUAAUUCAAAACAAACCUGUAAUGGACGUAUGUGAAGAAACUGAUACUUAUUGCAUUCUGGAAGAAGCUUCCCAAGACAAUUUAGAAAUCUGUGAAAGCACUGAUGAAGUUCAUACAGUUAAUUCAGAAUCAAAGCCAAUUGAUGGUUCCGAGAAACCCUGUGCAGUGUGGACUACUAAUGCUACAACAACACUACUGAAACUAUAUGAAAACAAACUAGGAAUGCUAGAAACACCAAAAAAGAAAACAAGAAUCUGGUUGGCAAUAUCACAAAGCCUAAUGGAAUAUGGCAUAGAGGUGACACCAGAUCAAGUAAGGUGGAAAAUAAAUGCAUUAACAAAAAAGUAUAAGCAAUGUGUUGAUACCGGGCAUCAUGACAAGUUUAAAUAUUUUAAAAUAAUGAAUGAUAUUUAUGCACAAUACCAUGUAGAUUGUGAUUCUUACACAUUAACAGAACUCCUACACAGGAAGAAAGAUAGUAAUAAAGUUGACCUGAAUAUAAAUGAUCACAAUAUUAAACCAUUUCAAGAAAGCAAAGCUGUUAUAGAAAUGAGGAAGAUAAGACUAGCCAACAGAAUAGAGUGUGAUAGGUCUCAGGGAAAAUUACAAUUGGAAAAGCAAUGGUUAGAAUAUUUAAGGAGGCAAGAAGAACAGAAGCAGUGGAGGGAUGAAAUUUACGAAAGAAAUUUGAAAUUGCGUGAAGAAGAACUGGAACUACGUAAAAAAGAGUUGGAGAUUAAAGAAACUCUAGAGUUAAAAAAGAUUCAGCUAAAAGAAAAAGAAUAUCGAGAUACAUUACAAAUAGAAAGAGAAAAAUGUGAACUGCUUAAAGAAAUAUUUAGUAAAAGAUACUAGACAACAAGUAUUAAAUAAGUAAAAUCUUA